Protopolystoma xenopodis is the source of this 231-nucleotide messenger RNA. Lineage: Eukaryota; Metazoa; Platyhelminthes; Monogenea; Polystomatidea; Polystomatidae. The record is from the annotation of a GenBank genome assembly.
AUGCAAGCCGCUGACGAACGGCUUCAAGAACACCGAGAGGCACGUGUCGUUGUCUCGAGUGACGGAAGUGCGCUCUGGAUACUUCAGGCGCUCUACAAAAGCCUCUGUCAGGUUGAGAUCACCUACUUUCCAUUUGAUUUGCAAGAACCGAUUAUUCCAGGUCGAACAAGCUUGCUACGCAUGGGCUCGAAUCCAGAAGGGCCCGAAAUCCGAAAUAUGCAGUUAGAUUGA